AUGGCGCCGGGGCCCGGGGCGGGGCCGGCGGGCGAGGAGGCAUGGACGCUGCGACGGCUGGCCGGGCGCGUGGUGAGUCGCCUCUCCACCCGCUGGGGACAACCGGCCCCCGCCACGGGCCCCGCGCCCCGGCACCAGGGCGACUCCGCCGCCGCGGACGCCGCCUCCACCUCCACCUACAGCCUGCCGGCCCACCGCCACCCCCGCAGCGUGGUGGCCGCCUCCGACCACAACACCACCGACUCGUCGUACAGCGCCUCCACCACCGACUCGGUGGAGGACGACGAGGAGGAGGACGAGGAAGAGGAGGAGGCGGAGGCGGAGGCGGAGGCGGGGGCGGGGCCAGAGCGCGGCGCCCAGCAGACCCUGGGUCGCGGGCGCAGGCAGGCGAGUUCGGCUCCUGCCCCUCCCCGCCCGCGGCGCCGCGCCACGCUUCGCCGGCCGCCGCGGCCGCCGCCACCUUCUUACGCCGCGGGCCGCGCCGUCGCCGCCGCCGCCGCCGGCUCGUCCGCGGUCCGCGACGACCAAGCGACCGGCGACGGCGCCGCUGCACCGUGCCGCCGCCGGCGCCAACCCCCCGCAUGGCGGUCGGCGCACUUGCCCUACGUGCUGCACCAGCGCGCGCGCCCGCGCCGCGCCGCGCCGUCGUUCCGGCGCUGGCGUCGGUCGCCGGUCGGCGGGCGCGGGCGGCGCUGGCGCAGCGUGCCGCAGCCGCAGCCGCUGCACGAGGAGCCGUCGCGCGCGCUGUGCGCCGCUUACGCCUCCCACGCGGCGCUGCCGCACGUCCUGCACAGCGAACCGACGAUUGAUCCGGCAUUCUGUGCUGGUAGGCUGGGUGCUUUUGGGCGUAUUCAACAGACUGCUGAUGGAGUUGAUGACAGCGAAAAGGCCUGUGAAGACAAUGGCGUUCUUGCUGGGAGUGGUUUUCGCCAGCUAUGUGGGGAUCUUCGGGGACCUCCAGGACUUCGAAGAGUUGUUCUGGGAAUGAAUUUCUUCCUACCACACGUACACCUGGUUAUAUUUGCAGCUGCGUCAUGUUUACAUGCACCCGAUGGUUAAUGAUCUCACCUAACAAAAUAAUUGUUAAACAGCUUUUGCUGCCGUUCAGGGAAUUGGUGUCUCUGUAAACGAUCGAAGCAGAAGGAAAUGUGGACCAUGCGAUACGGUGCCUGUAACGCGAUUUGUGCAGUUCAUCGAGGCGUUUAAAAGGAUCAUAAAAUAACAUUGCUACUAUUU
Molecule: messenger RNA, 1236 nt
Organism: Gryllus bimaculatus (two-spotted cricket)
Lineage: Eukaryota; Metazoa; Arthropoda; Insecta; Orthoptera; Gryllidae
Source: the annotation of a GenBank genome assembly